AUGGGGGAAAAUUCAGGUCUUGGUGCUGAUAAUUGGGAGUUUGCUUCUUGUUCUUCCAUGUCGACUGAGGCUAAGACUUUGGUUUUGUUUGGUCGUACUGGGAAUGGGAAGAGUGCAACCGGUAAUAGUAUUCUUGGAAAAAAGGUCUUCAAGUCGAGGACUAGCUCUUCCGGUGUCACCACUUCAUGCGAAAUGAAAACAACUGAGCUGAAUGAUGGACAAAUUGUGAAUGUUAUUGAUACUCCAGGAUUAUUUGAUUUUUCGGUUGGAAUUGAACUACUUGGGAAAGAAAUAGUCAAGUGCAUUGAUUUGGCAAAGGAUGGAAUCCAUGCCUUGAUUGUAGUAUUCUCUGUUAGAACACGAUUUACUGAGGAAGAAGAGAGUGCUCUGCGUAGCGUGCAGAAAUUAUUUGGAAGCAAAAUUGUUGAUUACAUGAUUAUCGUGUUUACCGGAGGAGAUGAAUUGGAAGCAACCAAUGAGACACUGGACCAGUAUUUAGGCCGCGAUUGUCCAGAGCCUUUAAAGGCAAUCCUUUCUUUGUGUGGGAAUCGAUGUGUGCUUUUCGAUAACAAGACUAAGGAUGAAAAGAAGCAAUCUGAACAAGUUCAACAACUUCUCUCUUUUGUGAAUGUGGUAAUUUCACAGAAUGGUGGACGGCCUUAUACAGAUGAGUUGUUUAAAGAACUAAAGAAACGAGAAAUGGAGCUGCAAAAACAACAAAGAGAGGCUGAUGCAUUGAAAGGAUGUACAAAAGAAGAUAUAUUGGAGCAUAAAAAGCAAAGUGAGCAAGCAUAUAAUGACCAGCUGCAUCGCAUAACUGAGAUGGUAGAGUCAAAGUUGAGGGCAGCAACUACGAGGUUGGAGGAACAAUUGGCAAAAGAACAAGCUGCAAGACUAGAAGCAGAAAAGUAUGCACAUGCUGCUCAAAUGAAAUCAGAUGAAGAAAUUCUGAAACUCCGAAGAAAUCUUGAGCGGGCACAUGAAGAACUUCGCCUGCGAGCUCAAGAUACAUCAUUUAAGAAACUCAUAAGACAUUUUGAGCAGGCACAAGAAGAACUUCGCAGGCGAGUUCCAGAAGAUCGUUGUGCCAUUCUCUGAUACUAGUAGCUACUUCAAACUUGCAAUGAGAUCGUUUAG
Molecule: messenger RNA, 1137 nt
Organism: Medicago truncatula (barrel medic)
Lineage: Eukaryota; Viridiplantae; Streptophyta; Magnoliopsida; Fabales; Fabaceae
Product: immune-associated nucleotide-binding protein 9
Exons: 5
Coding region: 1-1098 (365 amino acids)
Molecular function (GO): GTP binding
Source: RefSeq, a predicted model, not a curated record